Molecule: messenger RNA, 7173 nt
Organism: Mugil cephalus (flathead mullet)
Lineage: Eukaryota; Metazoa; Chordata; Actinopteri; Mugiliformes; Mugilidae
Gene: celf4
Product: CUGBP, Elav-like family member 4
Exons: 14
Coding region: 534-2114 (526 amino acids)
Biological process (GO): regulation of alternative mRNA splicing, via spliceosome; mRNA splice site recognition
Cellular component (GO): nucleus; ribonucleoprotein complex; cytoplasm
Molecular function (GO): mRNA binding
Source: RefSeq, a predicted model, not a curated record
GUGGAGGUUGAGCCGGCCCUGUCCGUUUAAACCAAGAAGACACCCAUACCGACUCCUCAAUGCAAAAAAAUAAAAGGGUGCCAAGAAGCUGGGACGAAGGAACGUGGGUGUAAAUAGACAGUGAACGCUCUUGGUCUCUCUCUCUCCUCCUCUCGCUCUCUCUCUCUCUUCUCUCAGCUUUCUCUCUCCCUCCCCCUUCUCCUUCCCUCUCUUUCUCUCUCUCUCUCUCUUUUAUGAAAUCAAUGAACGAGUUAUUGGGUAGGACAUAAAUAUAAGGAAUCAAAGCCUCCACCGGGACCAACGGCACUGCGCGCUUUUGAUAUGCGUCUUCGCCAAAAGCUACAUGUGUUUUCAAAUCAUUGUAAAUACUGGCUUUGAUAGGACGAGAGCGGAAUCGUCUCUGGCACGGCUUGGUCUCGGAACCAAAUUUUGACCAAGACUUCCACCAGCUUUUUUUUCCUACCGUAAAACGAUUCUCCACCAUCACCAUCUGCUGCUGUUGCACCCAUCCCAACUCACUGGCCGGUCCGAAGAUGGCAACUUUAACCAACGGGCAGGUGGACGGCACGGUGCACGGUGUCGGUGUGGUCUCCGCCAGCACGAACGGGCUCGUGAACGGAUUAAACCACAGCCACAGCCCGGCGGGAUGCCCGGCCACCAUCCCCAUGAAGGACCACGAUGCCAUCAAACUCUUCAUCGGUCAGAUCCCCCGCAACCUGGACGAGAAGGACCUCCGGCCCCUCUUCGAGGAGUUCGGCAAGAUCUACGAGCUCACUGUGCUCAAAGACCGCUUCACGGGCAUGCACAAAGGCUGUGCCUUCCUCACCUACUGUGCCAGAGAGUCAGCUCUGAAAGCCCAGAAUGCAUUGCACGAGCAGAAGACCCUGCCAGGGAUGAACAGACCGAUCCAGGUGAAGCCAGCAGACAGCGAGAGUCGAGGAGAAGACAGAAAGCUCUUUGUGGGCAUGCUCAACAAGCAACAGUCAGAAGAUGAUGUGCGGCGCCUUUUCGAGUCCUUCGGCAGCAUCGAGGAAUGCACCAUCCUCAGAGGUCCCGACGGAAACAGCAAAGGCUGUGCAUUUGUAAAAUACUCGUCUCAUGCUGAAGCUCAGGCAGCCAUCAGUGCACUACACGGCAGCCAGACAAUGCCUGGUGCCUCAUCCAGUCUGGUGGUAAAGUUCGCAGACACGGAUAAGGAGCGCACCAUUCGUCGCAUGCAGCAGAUGGCUGGUCAGAUGGGCAUCUUCAACCCUAUGGCCCUGCAGUUUGGAGCCUAUGGAGCCUACGCUCAGGUGCAGCAGCAGGCAGCAUUGAUGGCCUCUGUAGGCCAGGGAGGCUACCUCAGUCCAAUGGCAGCCUUUGCUGCUGCCCAGAUGCAGCACAUGGCCACCAUCAACGGCCUCCCUGGAGCACCGCUGACCCCCACGUCAGGUGGCAGCACUCCACCAGGCAUCAGCGCCCCCACGGUGACCAGCAUCCCCUCUCCCAUUAGCGUAAAUGGUUUUACUGGAUUGCCGCCGCCCCAGGCGAACGGGCAGCCCCCCGCGGAAGCCGUCUUCACCAACGGCAUACACCAUUACCCUGUGUUGCAGGAGGUGGUUUUUAGAGAGGACUCAGAGAAAAACGGCUUGGGCGUGGCUCCGCGGAGUUGUUUUGGGGUUCAGGGUGGCUGCUUCCUCUCUUCUCUCUCUGAAGCAGCUCAAAGUCCCACUGCAGCUGAUCCUCUCCAGCAGGCUUACACAGGAGUCCAGCAGUAUGCAGCAGCCUACCCCGCUGCAUACGGUCAGAUCAGCCAAGCCUUCCCCCACCCUCCACCCAUCAUUCCACAGCAGCAACGAGAAGGACCAGAGGGCUGCAACCUGUUCAUCUACCACCUCCCUCAGGAGUUUGGGGAUGGAGAGCUGAUGCAGAUGUUCCUGCCUUUCGGUAAUGUCAUCUCCUCCAAAGUGUUUGUGGAUCGGGCGACAAACCAAAGUAAAUGCUUUGGGUUUGUGAGCUUCGACAACCCGGGUAGUGCCCAAGCUGCCAUCCAGUCAAUGAACGGCUUCCAGAUCGGCAUGAAAAGACUCAAGGUGCAGCUGAAGAGGCCAAAGGACGCCAACCGCCCCUACUAGCCCCCGCCCCAGCCAGCCGCCCCCAACCUGGCGGCCGGGGCAGCCGUCGAACACAGGGAAAAGACAGGUUUUGUUGAGCUGAAUCAUGUGUUGACUACUUGCUACCCACCGCCGAGUGCAAACUCAACAUCUGGACCACUGAGGCUGCUUCAGAAACAGAGGAUAGAGAGAAAGAGAGAGAGAGAGUGAGAGAGAGCAAUGACCGAGUCAAGGACACCUCUUUUUGGAUGUACUAAAACUUUGGAACUCAGAGAGAAUUUGUACCAGCCUGGCUAGCCCCAGGACUUUUUUUUUUUUUUCCUUCUGCACACAUAUACACACCUCUUUCCCCACAAAAACCCCGCUUGAAUGACAGCUACCUUUUUCUGGACCACAAAAAAGUUUUACUUGAACAAUGAGGAAAAAGAAACUGUAACAACACACCUACUUACAAUGACCAACCCCACUGAACUCUUAAAGGGAAUAUGGAUGUCAAAAGUCCAACAAAGAACAAAACAAACUUUUUAAAAACUGAAUAGCGGAUUGCCGUAGGAGAUCUUUCUGUAAGAUGGUUUGAGUUCGGGACAAUUGACUUGUGAAGACCAAUUCAUAAGACUUGAAACAAGAAAGGACAAAUUCUCGGAGAGAGAACUUAAGUAGGGAAUGUGAUAUUUUCAGGACACAAAUUGGCUUCGAUUUGGGAUCGCCAUCUUUAGCUCGGAGUGCCUGUCCGUUUCCAGGGGAUACCGUUGCCGAGGAGAGCCAUAGCAACGGUCUCCAGGGAGUCUUAUCUGUCAUUCCUUAGUUGUUUUAGGGACCAAAAGACCAAACAUUUUUAUUGCUGAGGACUUGUAGCUCUAAUAUACUCGGACCACUGCGUCUCUUUCAGUCAGUGUUAACUGGCCUGGGGAGUUGCACUUAAAAGAAGUGUACAUUUCGGAUAUAUACAACACAUGUAUAUAUACAUAUAUAUUGCUGAUAUGCUUUUUGAAUACAGGCAAAACUAUUUCAGAUGACCAAAUGGGGUCUCUCACUUCGCUAGUUUACAAUUACUCAAAAUGUUUAUUUUUUUCUCUUCUCAUUUUGUCUCGGGAGGGAUGGCGAGUGCAUGGGAGGGGCUGCUCCGUAUCACAGCCUUAUCUUUUUUAACUUGACAUCCUAACCUCAUAGAUAGAAUAACAUCAGAAAGGUUUGAAAUAUAUGAACUUGUUUAUAUUUGCAGUACAUAUAUAUGUAUAACAAGCAUUCAAGCAAAUGUAUUCAUAUAUACAGUAUAUAUGGAUAAAUAGAUAUUAAUCACAAAUAUAUGUAUUUAUAUGCACAUAUUUUAUAUAUGUGUGUCUGUAUAUAGAACGGCUACUGACUACGUUGAGCUGUAAUUUUUUGUAGAUUUUAGCUGGAGUUUGAAGCAUUGCUCUGCUUGGGAAGAAUCGCAAAUCUGGCAGCUCCCAAAACCGCAGGCAUUCCUAUCUCUGAUUACCUAUAUGCUGACACACAAUAUACUGCUAAAAAGAUACAUGUGUGAGAAGACACACACGUGGUGUAAAUAUUAUCUAAAAAUGCAAAAAGCCACAUCUCAGUAGCAGGCUUUAAGAGAAUCAGGCUAAAACGAUUUUAGAGGAAAAGGACAAUUAUCUUCGACUCUAUUCCAGACAUAUCUUUUGAGCUCACACACACACAACACAACACACACACACACACACACACAAACUUCUCUUUGAAACUUGAACCAAAAUGAAUACGUCUCACAACCCUUGCUCUCUUUUGCAUUCAGUAAAGUGCAUGUAGCGUAUGGGCUGUCACCAUGUCAAGGUGUGCCUUGUCACCUGCAGAAUCUGCCAUCAAGCACUGUGCUCUCGGAAAACAAAGAACAAAAAAAAAAAAAAAAAAAAGAACACACGCACACAACACACACACGAACACACUACUACUGCAAGCAGCCAGCGCGCUAUUAUGAUGUCAAACCUACAGCCAGAUUCAUAUCAUUUCUCAGCCAUGUAGAGAGCUUCAGUGCAUGUCAAACAUAAGAAACCAAUGUUGGUCCAUCAUCGUCUUUAGAAGGAGAGAAAAAAAAAGCAUUUAGGAUUAAUGUAGACUCACGCGAUUGCAUUUCAAACUAAAGCGGGCAUUAGGUAACCUGUCGGCACAGGUACUAACUAUCAAAGCUGAGUGCAGGACGCCUGUGACUGAGUACCACUGGCUGGAGUGAGGAAAGGAAAAAAAAAAAAAAGUUAAAAAAGGAAGGGUGAAGUUCAGUGUUUAAACUGGCACAGUGUGGCUCGAAAAACGGACACGACUGAGAUCACUGGAGCGAGCGUUAAGCAAGGUGAUGUAACACUGACGAAUACGGCGGACAGCUGGCUUCCCACUGAACACUAAAACGGGGGAAAAGGGUUUUUUUUUCCCGCGCCUCCCCGUGUCAACGCGUGGAUAUCCGCUGGUAACACUUGACACGAAGCAUAUCCUUUAGAAGAUGUUAUAUUGCCUGACGCUACGCCGUGCGUCCUCGUGCGAUUAAAUCGAAACAUAAAACUAAAAUGAAACUGUAAAAUGAAGCAAUAAGUGCGAAAAGCCAUUUACCCCAUUACAAGUGCUGUAUCACCGAGGCUGCUUUCAUAUUGCUUUAGCAUUAACAGUUUCUCAUAAUAGACUACAAAAAAUGGUAUGAACACCAACUUGUACACCUGCGAAAGGUCAACAGACUUGGAUUUAUUGGCCCCUGCAUUCAACACAUAUUGAGCUGGUGGAGAUUAGUCAAUGAAUAUUUAUAUAUAUGAAUAUUUAUAAGGCUAUAUGACACUUUGGAAGACAAUGCUUCCUGUUGGGUGCUGUUACUAGUUUUCCUAUAAGCUGCUCAUUAUGCCAUUUUCCCCAGCGUCUGUGUCUAACCUUUUUAGCAGUUUGAAUAAUUUAACAUUUACCUUCCAAAUCCAGCGAGGCUAAAAAGGCGCCACUACACGUCCCGGGGUGCCUCUGUUGGUGUGUGCCACACAACAACAAGCACGGGCCCCCAGUGCAAAAGCAGAUGACCGUCAUGAUCACAUGCCGCACAUCCACCUGAGCCGUCUCCGUCUCGACAACAACACCUGAAGCUAAAUGUCGCAUGUCCACCGUCCCCCCGAUCGCCACACUGUGCGCCCCUUUCUGACUGCCCCGACCACCCUGAGAAAACCCGAAAAGCGUCGACACAUUCUGGGCUUUCCCCAAAAGUCCGUCUUUCACCCGUAGGUUCACUGUCGAGUGAAAUGAGAGGAAGCAGAACAACAGGGGGGAAACUAGAAACGCCGAGCACCUCAUCGUCAUUUGCUCCAAACUUUAAGCUGCAAGUUUACACGAGAAGAGUAAAACAAAAGCAUAGUGGUUCAAAAACAUCAAGGAACAGAGCAGAAGUUUGAGUAUAAAUAUAUAUAUAUAAAUAUAUACAUAAACCGAUGAAUAUACUGUAAAUUGUUUCUUUUUUUGCUCUGUUUUCCUCUGUACAUAGGUUUGCAUAUUUUAUAGGACUUUUACUUCUAUCUACAAGGACUGGAUAAAGUACUUUAAAUACUUUAAAAAAAAAAUAUAUGAAUGAAAACAUGAUAAUGCUCAUUAAAACCAGGUACAAAAAAAAAUGAAUUGAAAAAAAUAAUAAAAAAUAAAAAAAUGAAAUAGUCGCUAGAAUACGGUACAAACUGUAGGACCUGACCAAGGCAUUUAUCCAGAAUACAGUCAGGGAGAGCAUUGACCUCAGUUAGAGCUUAGACACACAUUGACCUAUUUUAUAAAAAAAAAAAAAAAUACUUUAAUGGGUUCUAUUCAUUUAUCUAUUUGUUUAGAUAUUUAUUUAUAAGUCAUGUCCGAGAUGAUAUGCAUGCUUUCAUGGCAUUAUUUUUCUAUGAGUUGGUACGUGACCAAAUAGUUUUUAUAUGACAUGCAGGGGCCGCUGCUGUGGUCCACAGAUGAUCAUUGUUCCUGUCUGCAGGACCAUGCCUUCAGCACUUCUUUGACGACGGAGAAAAAAAACGCUCCCAAUGACCAAGUGAUGUCAAAAGACAGAUUUUAAUCAUUUAUUUAUUUAUUCAUUUAUUUAUUUAUUUAUUUGUGUUAAUUUAUUCGUGCCGUUUGAUUCAAGAUCUGAGCUCUACUAUUGCCACUGAUCUGUAAGUGCUUCUUUCUUCGGUUCACUACAUCUUUUCGAGCAUUCGGGAAAACUCUGAAUUCAACAGCUUCGAAGACUGAUUUUACAAUAACCCGUGGCUGACCAACUAUUCACAACAAUGCAGUACGACACUAAAGCCUUAUGUAUAUUUGUAAUUAUCAAUUCAUACUGUUUUUGUUUUUUUGUUUUUUUAAAAAGGGACGCUUUGUUAAAAGAUUGUUUUACAAAAAAAAGAAAAAAAGAUGCCAAAUUGGUGGAUACUUCUUUAAUUUUGAGUAAUUUGCUUCCAUUCUGACACAAACAAGGUCAAAUAAAAGGGAUAACUUCAUCAAACAACUGUUCAAUCAGACAUGGAUUCACGACAGAAGAUAUGCCUUGAACUAUAAGUUGCUGCUAAUAUGUAACGAGAUAAUGUAUGAUUUACUGAUCGCUUGCUAGCAUAGUUUUUAAAUCAUCAGAAACCUCAUCCUAUCUGUCCCACCCUGCUUUGUAUCGUUUGACAGAGCUCUGAUCUUGUUCAACUGAUGCGUUCUAUCAAGAACAAAAUUCAAUGAAAACUGCACUAUUUCAUCAAAAACAAAAUUGAGUUUCUAUCAUUUAUUUUUUCUUUUUCCCCCUUCGAUGAUGUCAUCUGUGAUUUUAUUUCUAAAAAGCUCAGUAGUGUUGCUAGAAUCACGGUUUAACUUCAUGUGGUUUUCAAAGUAUUCUGGAAAAACGAUUUCCCAAUUUCAGCACAUAUGGAGGGUGGGGAUAUGAAUGUUGCAUAUUAAGCUUUGCCAGGUUCCUGAUGAGCUAAGCUUCUGACUGGGCAGUGCGCUUUAGGCUCCCGCCCCCGUCUCUCCAGACUGCACCAUUCUCUGGUCCCCUGGACUCUUCUUUUGUAAUUUUAAAUGAAUGAUGCGUCUCAGCUUAGCCCAAUAAUAAAGCACAGUCUAGAAUAAA